AAUUAAAAAAGAAAGGAAAAAAAAAUGAAGUGGCAGCGCCCUGGCACAGUGCCUGUGCCUUCAGGCUGUGACCAGCAGCUGGUACUACAGUGACACUUUAUCUUGCAUGCUUCUCACCUGGAGCACAGGAUGGCCAUCCAUCAUCCUGGUUCGAAGGACAUGGCGUCGCCUGCACGAGCUGUGGGGUCAGCAUGGAUGGCAGUUUUGCCACUCAAAAGCCAGCCCAGCCCUGAAGGGGUAGGGAGACACACCCAGUUCUCAGGACCAGGGGAAGCUGGGUGACAGCCUCAUCCAUCAAUGACAGCCUCCGUCCAGCCAACUUUAUGGACUCGGCGGGUACUUAAGUCUGGAGAGUGCAGGUGGGCCCAGCUCUUCCUCAGUGCAGGCUGCUGCUCAGAGCAGGUAGGCAGGCAAGGGGUGGGGGUGACAAGGCCCUGGGCAUUGGGAGACCAGAUAAUCAGCUUCCAGUGCAAAGCCAAGGACAAGUGUUGGCACUGGGAUGGAGUUGGGGCUCUUAUCCUUGGCAGAUCAGGAUCUGGUUUCCCCAGCCCUGCAGGUGGAAGGGCUUGGGAAAGCCUUGUGCAUGAGCAUCCAGACCUCAGUCCUGCUGUGCCCGACUCCAUCUUGGCUUUAUCUAUGUACUGGAGUUGUGCAGGGGGUGGAGCUGAUGACCUUGGGGCAUCCUAGGCCCUUGUUUCUUUUCUUUGGUACCGGGGAUCGAACUUGGGUCCUUGCCCAUGUGCAGCAGGCAGGGAAACCACUGAGCUAAAUCCCCUGCCCAGGCCCUUGUCUCUUGACACUGGGAAGGCUGAGGGUGUGACCAGAGGUGAAGGGAGGUUGCCUAGGAGCUAAGCUUAGUGAUGGGAAGGCAAGCUAAGGAGAGGGACACCUCUGUGACCUCCCACCCCAGGCCUCAGCACUAUGACCGUUUCAUACACUCUCAAAGUGGCCGAGGCACGCUUCGGAGGCUUCUCUGGCCUGCUGCUCCGGUGGAGGGGAAGUAUCUACAAGCUCCUGUACAAGGAGUUUCUGUUGUUUGUCGCCCUCUACGUCUUGCUCAGCAUCACCUACCGGCUGCUGCUGACCCAGGAGCAGAGGCAUGUGUACGCUCAGGUGGCCCAAUACUGCAACCGCUCUGCGGACCUCAUCCCUUUGUCCUUUGUACUGGGUUUCUAUGUGACUCUGGUGGUGAACCGCUGGUGGUCCCAGUACACAAGCAUCCCGCUGCCAGACCAGUUGAUGUGCGUCAUCUCGGCCAGCGUGCACGGCGUGGACCAGCGCGGCCGCCUGCUGCGCCGCACCCUCAUCCGCUACGCCAACUUGGCAUCGGUGCUGGUGCUGCGCUCGGUGAGCACCCGCGUGCUCAAGCGCUUCCCCACAGUGGAGCACGUGGUGGACGCAGGUUUCAUGUCCCAGGAAGAGAGGAAAAAGUUCGACAGCCUGAAAUCCGACUUUAACAAGUACUGGGUCCCCUGCGUCUGGUUCACCAACCUGGCUGCCCAGGCCCGCAAGGAUGGACGCAUCCGCGACGACAUCGCCCUCUGUCUCCUUCUGGAAGAGCUGAACAAGUACCGUGCCAAGUGCAGCAUGCUGUUCCACUAUGACUGGAUCAGCAUCCCCCUCGUCUACACCCAAGUGGUGACUAUAGCUGUGUACUCUUUCUUUGCCCUCUCCUUGGUGGGCCGCCAGUUUGUGGAGCCAGAGGCAGGGGCUGGCAAACCUCAGGAGCCUCUGGAGCCAGGCCAGGAGCCAGUGCUGGCCCUGGGAGACCUGGACAUGUACGUGCCUCUCACGACACUGCUGCAGUUCUUCUUCUAUGCUGGCUGGCUCAAGGUGGCUGAACAGAUCAUCAACCCCUUUGGUGAGGAUGAUGAUGACUUUGAGACCAAUCAGCUCAUAGACCGAAACCUGCAGGUGUCCCUGCUAGCCGUGGAUGACAUGUACCUGAAUCUGCCCCCCGCCGAGAAAGACCCCUACUGGGACGAAGCUCAGCCGCAGCCGCCCUACACUGUGGCCACGGCAGCGGACUCGCUGAGGCCCUCCUUCCUGGGUUCCACCUUCAACCUGCGCAUGAGCGACGACCCAGAGCAGAGUGUGCAGGUGGCGCCCUCCCCGGCGCUGGCCCGGGCCGCCGCGCAAACCCCACUGCUCAGCCGCUUCCUGGGCGCAGGCGCACCCUCCCCCGCCAUCAGCCUGCGCAAUUUAGGAAGAGCGCGCGGCGCCCCCCGGACCCCACAUCUACUGCGCUUCCGGGCGGAGGAGGGCGGUGACCCCGAGACAGCGGACCCUAUAGAGGAGGAGGAGGCGGAGGAAUCAGGGGAGGAGGCCUUGGAGCCCUGACGCCGGUCCAGGACAGACGCCACCUGGCUCCCUCCAGGUGGCCCCAAGUCCCGCCCGCCAGUGCUGAGCAGCUUUUCCUUGGGUGCCUUGAGAAGCCUCUAGGGAGGACCCUUGAAAGAAGAUGCAGGGCAAGCCCUGA
Messenger RNA from Heterocephalus glaber (naked mole-rat), 2479 nucleotides. RefSeq names its product bestrophin 4 (gene Best4). Gene Ontology annotation, molecular function: chloride channel activity. Lineage: Eukaryota; Metazoa; Chordata; Mammalia; Rodentia; Bathyergidae. The record is from RefSeq and is a predicted model, not a curated record.